Neospora caninum is the source of this 714-nucleotide messenger RNA. RefSeq names its product putative ribosomal protein L24. Lineage: Eukaryota; Apicomplexa; Conoidasida; Eucoccidiorida; Sarcocystidae. Gene Ontology annotation, biological process: translation. Gene Ontology annotation, cellular component: mitochondrion; ribosome. The record is from RefSeq and is a predicted model, not a curated record. Bases 1 to 714 code for a protein of 237 amino acids. The transcript has 8 exons. Gene Ontology annotation, molecular function: RNA binding; structural constituent of ribosome.
AUGUCUCGAUACGUGAAAGUAUACAGAAAGGUGAUGAACCUGCAGCGGCGCAAGACGCCGAUGCCGUGGACGCCGACGUUCCUCGAAUUCUCGCGAGAGCCUUCAGUCCCCUUUCCUCUCAGGGAAAAGCUUCAGCCGGCACCAAUCGAUCUGUCGUACUACCUCAACAUGGAGGUCGGAGACCUCGUCGAGGUACUUCACGGCCCGGACUGCGGUCGCCAGGGCGUCGUUUUGUCCAUCAACAAAAAGCGGAAUACGGUCAUUGUCGACGGGUGCAACAUGAAAAAGAGCUUCUGGAAUCCCCGCGUCGGCUCCUCGCUCGUCACGCAAGAGAUGCCCAUACACAUCACCAACGUCGCCCUUCUUGACCCUGUUGUCAAACGGCCGACGCGAGUCAAGAGACGCUUCAUGAUGAACGGCGAGUGUGUACGAAUCUCAAAACUUUCGGAAAUGUGCCUCAUGCCAGCCAAACGCUCCGGCGUGUGGUCUUUGUCGGAGGGAAGGCAGGCGCAAACGCCCAAUUUGUAUCAAGAGUACUUGCGCCAGAAGGCUCUUGGUCCCCCAAUUAAAGCUAGCUACGCAAGGCCCGAUCCCCUCAACCUCAAAAUUCUACAGCGUCUGGCCCGGCACAUCGCGUGGGGUCAAGGCUCGCCACUACCAACGACCGACAAUCCGCGAGUGAGGAGUCCGGAGCCGAUGGCCUUGCGGCGUUGA